This is a messenger RNA of Astyanax mexicanus (Mexican tetra), 4766 nucleotides long. Its product is annotated as homeobox protein Hox-C4a-like. The transcript has 3 exons. Gene Ontology annotation, biological process: anterior/posterior pattern specification; embryonic skeletal system morphogenesis; regulation of transcription by RNA polymerase II. Gene Ontology annotation, molecular function: RNA polymerase II cis-regulatory region sequence-specific DNA binding; DNA-binding transcription factor activity, RNA polymerase II-specific. NCBI's taxonomy places the organism in Eukaryota, Metazoa, Chordata, Actinopteri, Characiformes, Acestrorhamphidae. Bases 3005 to 3721 code for a protein of 238 amino acids. Gene Ontology annotation, cellular component: nucleus. The record is from RefSeq and is a predicted model, not a curated record.
UAGGCAUUCAAAAGUAAAUAUUUCCCUUAUGAAUCGUCCCCCAUUGCUGAUAAAACGCUAAAAACUAAUUUAAAUUAUUAUAAUAUUAUUAUUUAUACUAUUAUCACCAUAUUUUACUCAUGUUGUUUAUAUUGUAGUUUUAAGCCUUUUAUUAGUAAAGAAGCCUAUAGACAGUAGCGGAACACGCAUUACACUACAUCCAAGGGUUAUGGGAUUUCUGCUGUUCAGUCAUAGUCCAGCUUUGGUCCGGCCUCCCUGUGGCCCUUCACUUCCUUAGUAAUUGUUUACAGUACAGAUGCCUGUAAAACUUUUACGGCCCUGACGCGUAAUAAAACUUUAUGGCUUUGACUAGCACCUCUAAAACGACGACAGUUGUUUCCUGUCUAACGAAACAGAUGGGAACGGAGAUAGCCCUUACCCUGACACAUUGCCAUUUCGCCUUUGAUGCGUGUGUGCAGCUCGCUCCUGCGCACGAGACUACGUUAGCUAAGUAUGUGAUAUAAAAAGAAAAAAACUAAAACUACGGCAAUUAACAUAAAUCAAAGGUAACCAAGACUUUGCAGUCAGUCUAAUGGUGUUAUGGGCUGUUCUACAGGUUUAUAACUAACACAGAGGAAAAUUCUGAUAACAUUUUUUCAAUUUACAAAUGUAUUUCAUUAUAUUUAAAACAAUAGUUAGCAAUAUAAUUAUGCAAGUUAAAAAUGUGAUCGAUUGUUUUGUAAUUUUUUAUGAAAAUUUAACUCUGGACAUUUGGUCUAUAUAUACAGAAAGUUUCAAAAGUAAGAAAGAGCAAUACGAAAUGGAAAUACUUUUUCAGACGGUAAUGCAGUUUUAGCACAAGCUAUGGCUCCUAGGCCAUGUCUCCUAGUGUCCAAAAGUGCAUAACCAAACAAUUUUUACUUUACAUAGGUGUUUUUUUGCUUUCGAGACACCCUAUAUUUUACAUUACUGUGCAAAUGUUUUAGAGACCUGCAAGUGCAUAUAAAAGCUUCUAAUCUGAACCGUAGGGAUGGGUUUUUCAGACAGAAAUGAAGCCUAGACUAUAUUUUUAUUUCAACUGGAAACUUUUUCUAAGUGUUUGUUUGUGCACUAAAUAUUAAUAUUACAAUUAUUCAAAUAACAUGUAUACAAAAAAUAUUGAUUUAAUAUGUUGAUUCAACCCAAUCUCCAAUUCAAUCUUUAAAUAUCUCCUCAUGGCCUAUAUUAUGUAUAUGUUUUGAUAAUAUCAAUAGCUGGCUUGUUAAAGUUUUUACUAAUGUUAAAUCUGGUGAUCUUCUAAUGGAAUUGAACACAUCCAUUUGGGUCCUGGCUGUGGCGUCCAGGAGAAAUCUGGAAGCGAGUUGCUUUCUACAGACUAGCUUACAAGAUCUCCACUGCUUUCUUUAAUUAAAAAUGUCGCUGUAUUUGAAUGUAUUUAUAGUUACCUUCAUCUGUUCUAAUGCAAUAUACAAAGGCAAAAUACACAACUCUCAGUGGAAGUCAGUGUAACCAACCGUCAAAAAGAAAAAACGACGUUUGACAGAAUCCUACCAUAACAAAAUAAUAGAAGCUUGCAUUCCACAAACAGACAGGAGACAAGGAUACCAUCUUUCACCGCCAGAGCCACCAGAACACACCACGCUUAGACUAUAGGUUACACUACACAGGUAAAAACGUUAAACGUAGUCUACUCACCAUCGCUGUAAAAAUCUGCAAGGGUUUACUGAACACUGUCGAACAACAUCAAAACUUCUUCUACAGUAUCUCCUAUUAACCACUGACCUUCUUCCACAAAGCGCGGGUAUUCACCUUUUUUAUUUUGACUUUUUCAACUUUUUGAGGUUGCAUGAAACACAGGGCCUAAGGGCAAUGACCGUGAGUGGCUCGCGGCCAGCACGUGACGCUAUUAAAGUAAGUUUUAUGGUUAGGCAGAACUGACAAAGCCCUCAAUAUAUUUACAUCAAACGCGUUAAUUGUCGUGAGCGGCUGGUCUAUCUGAGUGGUGUCUCCGGUCUGGUGGGGAUUGACUUGCUCCAAAUGCUCCGCGCGCUUCUUGCUGGACUCCAGCAAAUGGCUCCCACACGGUGCAAUAUUCUAUACUGUUUGUCAGGCUGGGGUUGUUUGUAGUCCCUUUGAUUGUGUAUCUAUUUAUACGUCGUCUAUAUGCACCCUGUAGAACCGAAUUUGUGUGGCAUCUUAACAACCGCAAAUUCGCGUCUACGGGAAUACAUGGGCGAUUCCAGAUCUCACAAUUUGCGCCGAUUGUGGACCACGAGCAAUCAGAGAAACAGCUUGUAUAACAUCAGGCACUUAAUUAUUGGAAUGAUGGAAAAGAAAGGGGACAAUAUUAAUUUCACUGCGUUACGCAUUUUCUAAAAUGUUUUAAAUUUAAAUAUUCUUGUCAUAAUAUAUGUUCGGAUUUCACAAGAUAAUAGGCAAUGCUAUAUUUUACGUGAUGGGCUGUAACAAGGAAAUACCAUUAAGGUAGAACCCUUUAAGCAAUGUCGUACCCCAUAUACACUGAUUGCAGUUAAUAAUCAAACUGUGUUAUUUUAACAUGAUUUAUAAAAUGACGAAAUCAGCGAUAUCUCUUUUACAAAUGCGACAUAAAAAGACAAGUGUCACUGGUGAGUUUGGAUAGUAAAUAAAAUAGCUGCCUUACAUAUAACCUAUUGCUUAGUAAAAUGGUUUUAUAAAAAAAAAAACAUACCAAAGACUAUGCUAACAACAUUUGUGAGACGUCCAGAAAGGAAAAAGUCGAAAGUCCCAGGACGUUUAGUUUUAGUUGGUUUUGGAAUGUUUAUUAUUUAAAAAAAAAAAGCUCUACCAUCCUCAAGUAGACAAUUAAAAAUAAAAAAACAGGUAAACACUGCCUUCCGUGUCCGGGAAUUACCUCAUCGUCUACCAUUGGACUCUUACGUCACGUGGUCCCAGUAACUUUACGGGGUCCCCUCGAUGGUAGGAGGGCUUUACAGAGCAGAAAAACGACAAAGGUGGGAAAAUUUAUUUCUCCCUCCCGAAAUUAAUGACCAUGAGCUCGUAUUUGAUGGAGUCUACUUACAUCGACCCUAAAUUUCCUCCUUGCGAGGAAUAUUCACAAAACAACUACAUUACUGACCACAGCCCUGAUUAUUACAGACGUACAAGGGACGCCGGUUACCAGCAUCAGCGCCAGGAGCUGUACCCUCAGCGUGUGGUGGGCUAUCAGGGGAGUCAGUAUGAAUGUGAAAGCAUUUCCGAGCCCGAACCUCAACAAAGACACGGGCUUGCCCACGAGGGGGACCUGCAGGCGGCUCCGACCUCCCCGUCUACUGCGACGGUUACUGCCCCACCAGCCUGCAGCCAAGCCAACUCUGAAGUGCCCGCCAACCCGGCCGGGGCUAAACAACCGGUGGUUUACCCCUGGAUGAAGAAGAUUCACGUCAGUGCGGUGAACUCUUGCUAUAGUGGAUGUGAACCCAAACGGUCCCGCACCGCCUACACCCGUCAGCAGGUUCUAGAACUGGAGAAGGAGUUCCAUUACAGCCGCUACCUCACUAGGAGAAGGCGCAUCGAGAUCGCCCAUGCCCUGGUGCUCUCCGAGAGGCAGAUCAAAAUUUGGUUCCAAAACCGCAGGAUGAAGUGGAAAAAAGACCACAGGCUUCCCAACACCAAAGUUCGACCCUCUUCAUCUUCAGCUUCCCAUUCUGGCUCCAGCUCGGCGCCCAACGCUGCAGCGCAAACCCCCCCCCCGGACCAGUAGCGGAUCCUCAACCGGUCAAGUCCCAGAUACCAGACUAUAGGCACGGGGAUCAUUUAUGGACUCAAGGAAGAACAAAUAGUAUUUAUACAAAUCUAUUCUUUUUAUACAUCGACCAGCACGAAAGGUUCAUGUGUUCGUUUUGGUUAAAUUGUUUUUUUCCAUAUUAGUAAAGCUGUACAUUUGGAAUGAUAAUGAUUUUAUUCCCAAUUACCUUCAAGAUUGUUCGGCUAGCAGGGUUUAAUUUAUUUUUUUAACGUAUUUAUUAUAGCUCUUUUAUUUAUUGAAACUUGAAAACGUAGUUUUGUAGAUAUUCCACCAAACAUCCGCCAACAUGCACAGUGUGAUGCAUUUAUAAAAUUCAUCUCAUGUUUAUUUGAGGUUUUUUGGCACACUUCAAAAAAUAAAGAUGCUACACAGUGUUUCUAACAGAUGCCAUGAAAGUAAAUAGAUUUUUUUUUUUAUAAAGGUGACAGAUGUGAUGAACCUUUAAUAUACUUAUUUAAUAUUUACAAGGUUCUUUACUUACAUCUCUUUAAAACAUUCUACUUUGUGGGCGAAAAGUGGUUCUUUUUCGUGGUUCUUCUAUGUAAUAGCUGGAAGAAUGCUCUGUAGUAUCUUUAUAAAUUGUAGGGGUGUAUAAAUAAAUUGUUAACAUAUCGAAAUUUCGAGAGCUUCAACGUGAGAGUCUGCUCACUUUAAACACAGUUUUGAUGUGGUAGGCCUAGUGGAUAAACUCUGUUUCUGGGAAAAAUUAAGAGAACUUUUCAAAUCAUCCCUUUUUCUGUUUUUAAAAAAUGUGCAGGGUGUAAAGACAAUAUAGUUUCAUUCAACUUAUUACACUUCUUUCAAAUUCUAAAUGAAAAUAUUAAAAACAUCGUGUAUCAGUAUUGUCUGAUGUGACCACAAUUAACCGGAUGCCAUAGGAGAGGACUCUUAUUUUUAUUUUCUGUUUAUUAGAUUGUGCUUUAACUUGUAAAGUGUAAAUUAAGUAGUGUUUUGUGAUGCAAAUGAUUGUGAUCAAUAAAACAGUUUUACUGUAAACUGA